Messenger RNA from Pristis pectinata (smalltooth sawfish), 3273 nucleotides. It is a transcript of the gene znf148, whose product is annotated as zinc finger protein 148. Lineage: Eukaryota; Metazoa; Chordata; Chondrichthyes; Rhinopristiformes; Pristidae. Bases 531 to 2912 code for a protein of 793 amino acids. The transcript is spliced from 9 exons. The record is from RefSeq and is a predicted model, not a curated record.
GGUCUUCGGGCUUUGUGGGUAGCGGCCAUCAUGAAAGAGUCUGGAAACAGAGCGAGGGUAGGAGAGAGAAUUCGGAAAGUUAAGCGGAGAGGGUAUUUCAGUCGGUAACCGUACGUGGAGCGAGGCUGGUGACAGGCAGCGGUUAAAGCUUUCGCCUUGGCUGAAUUCGAAGGGUCUGUGGAGUGGCGGAAACCGGUAAACUGUGGAUUCAGUGUCAAGGAACUGCGCUGCUAAUACGCAUACAGGCCCGAGCUGCCACAAAGGGACUGUUUUUUAUAUAUAUAUAUAAGGGCCAGCAUUGCGCUUUAUCUGGGCUGCUUGAGACACAUGUAAAAAUGGACUUCUAGUCAUUUGAAAUAGGUGAUGUACAUGACAGGGAUCUAGUGAUUACUUCCAGAAGUUCAAGUUGGACAAAUAAAAAGAUGGAAGAAUGCAAAUGAUCAUUCAAUGUGCUGAUCCAAGUUCUGCACCAUAAUGGAGGAGAAGUCGCACUGGAUCAACAUGAUUUAGCAAAACAAUCCCACUGAAGAAUGAAUAUUGAAGACAAACUUGAUCGAAUUUUUCUUAAAUGCAGCAGUAUAAAUGAAAUGCAGUCUUCCAGACCGCAGGUUGUGGUGGGCAGCAUUUCUGAUCAGCCUUCUGUACAUAUAGGAGCACAGGAAACAGUUUUGGAAGAGAGGGAGAUCUCUCAUGAAGAAAUUCUCCAACAAGAAACUGUUUUACAGGAAAGUGCUCUCCCCCAGGAAGAACUUAUUUCACACGAUGAACUAAUGAUCCACGAAGAGACUGUUAAAAAUGAUGAUGAUGAACAUGAUGGCCAUGAAAGGCUCCCUCAGGAGUUAACGUACGAGUUAAAUGUAAACGUAAAGCAGGAAAUCCAAUAUGCUGAAGAAGGUGGACAACUGAAGAAAGAUAAAGGGCAACAAAAAGAACCAAUAGAUUUGCAAAAGAAAAAGAAAAGGAAGCAGCGAUCUCCUUCAAAGAUUCUAACAAUAAACGAAGAUGGAUCACUGGGACUAAAAUGUCUGAAAUCUCAUAUCUGUGAGCACUGUAAUGCCGCUUUCCGUACCAACUACCAUUUACAAAGGCAUGUUUUCAUUCAUACAGGUGAAAAGCCGUAUCAAUGCAGUCAAUGUAGCAUGCGUUUUAUUCAGAAGUACUUGCUGCAAAGACACGAGAAGAUUCAUACUGGCGAAAAACCCUUUCAAUGUGAUGAAUGUGACAUGAGGUUUAUACAGAAAUAUCAUAUGGAGAGGCAUAAGCGAACUCACAGUGGAGAGAAACCAUAUCAGUGUGAAUACUGCCACCAGUAUUUCUCCAGAACUGACCGUGUAUUAAAACAUAAACGGAUGUGCCAUGAAAACAGAGAUAAAAAACUGAAGUGUGCUUUGAAGAUGAGUGAUGUGGGAGGAAAUGAGGAUGAUCCAAAUGCUGCUUUGCUACACAAAGAUAAUCCGAUACCGCGGAAAAAGAAACAGAAAACAGGGGAGAAAUCAAGAUCCACUGGCCCUCUCUCUGAAAAAGAGUGCACCUUGGAUAAGCUUGACCAGAAGAAAGAUGAAAAUGACAGUGAUUAUCCAUCGCUGUAUAGUAUUGCUUCAAAAGUGAAAGAUGAAUAUAUGGUGACUGAAUACUCUGUUGAAAUACCACAUUCAUCCAAUAGUGGCAACCCUUUGGAAAGUACAUCUGGAGAUAUCCAUCCACCAAAACUGGUCAUCAAAAAAGUGAGCAGUAAAAGGAGUCAGAAACUCCAGUUGGAACCAAGCCAGGCAAUGCCUGCUUUAUCCACUUAUGAAGAAAAUAAAGUUACUAAAUAUACUUAUGAACUUAUUGGUAAACCAGGUCUGCUGGAUUCUGAAGGAAACCAUGACAUUGAUCAGGUUGACUCAUUACAGGAAGUUCCCAGCAAACCUGUGCAUAGCAGUAACAACUAUGAUGAUGCAAUGCAGUUUCUGAAGAAGAAGCGUUACCUGCAAGCAGCAAGUAAUAACAGCAGAGAGUAUGCCCUGAAUGUAGGCCAGAUAGCAUCACAGCCAUCUGUGACCCAAGCCGCUGUAGCGAGUGUCAUUGAUGAAAGUACAGCAGCAUCUAUGUUGGACUCUCAGUCACUAAGUGUUGAAAUAAAGAACAGUCAUGACAAAAGUGGGAUCCCUGAUGAGGUACUGCAGACUCUGCUAGAGCAUUAUUCUCACAAGGCAAAUGGACAACAUGAAAUGCCUUUUAGUGUUGCUGAUACAGAAGUGGCCUCAAGUAUGUCGAUUAACACUUCAGAUGUAGCUGAGGUUGCACAGCCCGAGAGAGUUGGUGCAAGUUCUCAGUCAGCCUCUUCGGACAAAGCCAGUAUGCUUCAUGAAUACUCAAAAUUUCUCCAGCAAGCUUUGGAAAGAACAAGCCAGAAUGAUGCAUAUUUACCCAGCCAGAACCUUGCUUUUGGACCUGAAACCCCAAACCUCACGAGUCAACCAUUAUUUUCUUCCAUGGCCUCAAUGACUAUGCAGCGUGGCUUUAGAACGAGCAUGAAUUCACCCCUGCGACCUUCUUCUGAGAAGUCCCAUUAUGGUUUAAUGGUCGGUGAGUCGCAGCACACCUUUUCUUUUUCAAAUGAAGAGGCAAAUCAUAAUUCUGUUUCAGCACAAGAGUUCUUGGAUCAAAUGACUUCUCAGAAGAAGGUGGAAGCUCAGCCAGUUCACCAGGCUUAUCAAAUAGGCACAUUUGAACAAACAUUCAGAUCUCAGUACCAGACUGCAAGGUCUGGUAUAAAUCCCCCAUAUAGUGCCUCCAAUGGACAAGUAAACCUGAGGGUGCGUGGAACUAGUGCAGAGUUUUCAGAGUUUCCAUUAGUGAGUGUACCGGAGGGAAGAGCUCAAAUGACUGCUUCACCAGAUGCCACAGCCAGUCAAGCCUUUGGAUAGCAGGAACUCUAAUCUUUGUUUUUAAAAAAAGAAAGUGGGCUAGCACUUCAAAUUGACAAUUCUUGUAUUAUGUGCUGCUCUGUAUAGGAUGGAGUGCAGUAUAAUCAGUAGUUAAUGCAGUUUUGGUUCAGUUUAACGCAUUCAUAUAGAAGCCUUGAAUAAGGCCCCUUGAAUACCAAAACCCAAUUGUGCUGCAGUGCAACAUUGUUAAAAACGUUUUCUUUGCAAAUUUCAGCCAUGCAUAGCAUGUCGCAGGUUAUUGUGUUGUGGCAGGGCUUUAACUGUUGUUUAACACUGCUGCUAUGCCUCACCUUGUAACAUGCCCCGAAAUAUUUUGGCACUUUUGAAGAAAAAAAAAUAA